Bombyx mandarina (wild silkworm) is the source of this 927-nucleotide messenger RNA. RefSeq names its product peptidylprolyl isomerase cyclophilin-33 (gene cyp33). Gene Ontology annotation, molecular function: RNA binding; peptidyl-prolyl cis-trans isomerase activity; cyclosporin A binding. Lineage: Eukaryota; Metazoa; Arthropoda; Insecta; Lepidoptera; Bombycidae. Gene Ontology annotation, cellular component: cytoplasm; mitochondrion. The record is from RefSeq and is a predicted model, not a curated record. Gene Ontology annotation, biological process: protein peptidyl-prolyl isomerization; protein folding.
ACACGUGAUGUCGAGUAAGCCUAAUUCUAAGCGGACAAUAUACGUUGGAGGACUAGCUGAGGAGGUCGACGAGAAAGUUUUAAACGCUGCUUUCAUCCCUUUCGGGGAUUUGGUUGAUGUUCAAAUACCUUUGGAUUAUGAGACUGAGAAGCAUCGGGGCUUCGCUUUCAUAGAGUUUGAAAAUGCUGAGGAUGCCGCCGCAGCCAUCGAUAACAUGAAUGAUUCCGAAUUAUUUGGUAGAACAAUACGAGUGAACAUAGCAGCUCCGCAACGCAUUAAAGAAGGCUCCACACGACCCGUCUGGUCGGAUGACUCAUGGCUGCAGAAACAUGCUGGGGAAACUCUUCAACUGAACAAAGAUGGUGAAGAAACUGAAACGAAAGACAAAACGGAAACUACUAGUGUUACACCAGCGAAACCUAUAGAGAAACGUAAUCCCCAAGUGUAUUUCGACAUAAGUGUGAACAAACAAGAGAUAGGCCGUAUAAUUAUGAUGCUUCGAGCUGACAUAGUCCCAAAAACAGCGGAGAACUUUCGAUCUUUGUGUACACACGAGAAAGGUUUCGGGUACCAGGGCAGUAGUUUUCAUCGAAUUAUUCCAGAAUUCAUGUGUCAAGGAGGAGACUUCACGAAUCACAACGGAACUGGGGGAAAGUCUAUAUACGGCAGAAAAUUUGAAGAUGAAAACUUCCAGCUAAAACACACCGGCCCGGGGGUUUUAAGUAUGGCUAAUUCCGGACCCAACUCGAAUGGAUCACAAUUCUUUCUUUGUACAGCAAAAACAGAAUGGUUGGACGGUAAGCACGUGGUGUUCGGUCACGUGAUCUCUGGCUUGGACGUGAUGAAGAAGAUGGAGAGGUACGGCAGUAAGAGUGGAACGGUUUCAGCGAAAGUUGUAAUAAGUAAUUGUGGAGAAUUACAAUGAUU